AUGGAGCUGUUCGGCUUCAAAAUGGAGCGCAUCCAUUAUUUCCUGGGGCUUUUCUCGCUUGUCUAUUUCUUCGAGGCGAUCGGCGGCAUGUAUAUUGUGUCCGCGAUCACGAACAUCGAAAAGCAGUUCCAAAUUACGUCAAAAAUGUCUGGGAUUAUGGUCUCUGCAAAUGAUUUUGGAUAUAUCCCGGCGGUGAUUUUUGUCUCGUAUUUUGGAUCGAGGGGUAACCGGGCGCGAUGGAUCGGUUGUGGAACGGUUCUGAUUGCGAUUACCUAUUUUGGGAUUGCUUCUCCGAAUUUCCUAUUCCCAGUCGUUGCUCCUCAGGCGAAUUUGACUGAAAUCCAGCACGAUAUCCAACCAGCCAGUGAAUUAUUAACCGGAAAUGCAAGCCUGGCCGCUUUGCUAUCCUAUCGUUUGUUCCAAGAUCGUCUCCCAAAGCAACUUAUCGAUACGCUAUUGCGUAUGGAAAAUAAGACUAUGACACCUGCGCAAAUGACAACUAUGAUGACCACUACGGCGCCCAUCUUCACGAGGGACAACGCUUAUUUUACUUAUUCGAUCGAUCCAACUGUGAUGGCAAAGAUUGUCGAAACUGGCCAGUCAGUCGUGGAUGGCACCGAGUCACUCGAUACGUUCCGCGAGCUGCUCAACACAUUCAUCAGUCAUCGCCGAACGAAUGCCGCCCAAGAUCUCCAGCAAGUUCGACGCGCAGCUAUCGCGCCGUUUGCGAUUUGCGGGCAGCUCGUCAAUAAUCUGCGCCAAAAAUUGCAAGAAGUGCGAUGCUUGGAAAGUCCAUCAAACCUCGGCCCGUUCAUCGUACUCUUCGGCUCCCUAUUUGUAUUGGGCAUUGGAAGAACGAUGCCAUGGUCACUCGGAGUCCCGCUCCUCGAUGACAACAUCAAAUCAAAGAAUUCCCCGGCAUAUUUUGCAAUGAUCUCCUUCAUCCGAAUCCUCGGCCCGAUUUGUGGCUUCUUGAUCGGCUCGGUUUGCAACAAGUUCUACUACACGCUUCACCCCCCGCCCGGUUUAUCCCCGGCUGACCCAACAUGGAUUGGAGCUUGGUGGAUCGGAUUUGCGGUCAUUGGAUGUGUCACGCUGCUUCCAUCCACAUUCAUCUUGUUUUUCCCGAACCCAAAACUUACCCAAGAAGAAAAAGAUAACGGCAAAACCGAGCUUAACUUCAUCGAUAAGCAUAAGGCCGAAGAUGAGGACCAAAGCUCGAUGGAAAAAUUCAAAGGGUUUAUCAAGCAGUAUCGUGAAGUACUGAAGACAAAGAUUUAUCGAGGAUCGGUUGUUGGACGUAUUUGCGAUAUUCUGGCUUUCAAGGGAUACAUGACAUUUCUGCCGAAAUAUCUGGAGAAUCAUUUUGGAAUCCCUCAAUAUAUGGUCCAUCGUUAUAUGGCGAUGUUCGGAGUCUUUGGAUUUGCGUUGGGAACGAUGGCCGGAGGGCUGUUUGUUAGGAAAUUCCGUUUGACCGGAAAGCAAGCCGCAUUAAUGGUGCUUAUCAUGUCGACCCUGAACACUGGAAUCUUUUUCUCAAAGUCAUUUAUUGCGUGUGAAUCGGUGGUUUCAAGGGUUGGAUCAACUAAGAAGGCUGAAAGCUACAACUUUACCGACACCUGCAACAUGGACUGUGGUUGUGAUGGAGCAAAGCUCUAUCCUGUUUGUGAUGAAGAUGGUCAAGCUUUCUUCUCUCCCUGUCAUGCCGGCUGUCGUGAAGCUAAAGUGAACAAGCACAAUUCAUAUGAUGCGGAAUUCCUCUCUUGCGAUUGCGCCAGCACCGGGAUCGUCAAGAAAAGCUGGUGCCAAGACGAUUGCAAAUUUGCGACUGUAGUUUUUUUCGGGACUGUUUUACUCGGAGCUUUCAUUGCCGGAACUGGAGUUGUCCCUGGCCUGCUGAUUCUCCUACGAUCCGUCCCUCCGGCCACGCGUUCAGUUUCGCUUGGAUUGCAAGGCUUUAUGGUCAGCUUAUUCGGUACGCUUCCGUCACCAUUUAUAUGGGGAAUAAUCAUCGAUUCAACCUGUUUGGUUUGGGAAUAUACAUGCAGUGGUGGACGUGGAGCUUGUUCUCUGUACGACUCUACGGAAAUGAGGACGAGAAUGCAUUUCACUUAUACUGCUAUCCGCAUCGUUUCGUUGUUUACUGAUUUAUACGUCUACGUCAAUGCUACUGGACUAAAAAUUAUGGAUGAAGAAGAAAAGAAAGAAGACCACGAGGUCGAAGACGUCGUCCGCCGCGGAUCAGUCCGAUUAAGGGAAUUCAAGGAGCAA
Mesorhabditis spiculigera is the source of this 2271-nucleotide messenger RNA. NCBI's taxonomy places the organism in Eukaryota, Metazoa, Nematoda, Chromadorea, Rhabditida, Rhabditidae. The record is from the annotation of a GenBank genome assembly.